GCAGAGCAAACGAGAAUCUGGAAGCCGCGCGAGGAAGAGAGGGGUCGUAUAAUCAAGGCAUUCGAUGAUGAUAUUGAAGUCGAUAGUGAGGCCUGGGGACUCAUACGAUGAAAGCAUAGUUUUGUUAAAGUGCACGAGGUGUUUGAAGAAUCGAAGUAGAGUAGCUUCACAUCUUCGGACUAUAUAGAAGGAAGGAGAAGUACCUGAAGGAGGAGACAGCAUUUGGGAGGAUUGGAGGGAAAGAAAACUGGAAGCAGUGAAGAGAAAUCCAGAGAAGAUUGGGAGGAAAGAAACAAGAGAAGCCGGGUUCAGUUUCGGGCCUGCAUCAUCUGUGGAAUCGACGUUGCAGGAAAACUAUAAUCACUUGCAAUCCUAACAGUCCGCAUUUGAUGAACUGAUUAUGGCUUCAAAGCUGAUUCGGACAGAAUUCCAUGAAGCUGAGAACCAAUUAGAGCUCUCUCUAAGGCAUGCUUUUGAGGUUCUUGAGCCAAAACUACGACCUCCAUUUCCCUUAAGUGUCCCCACCACAGAAGAGUAUUUGCAACUUAAUAGAGCCAUUCUUUAUGGGGUUUUAUGUGAGCCCCAUUUUGCCACAACUCAUAUUAAGCAUUUACAUGCAAUUGUUUCUGAUGGGUACGACUCAUUUCUGAGUUUGCUCAUCAAUGUUGUUACUGGAGUAUAUGCCAAACUUUUGGAUUCAGCAAAGAAUCAGUUGCUUUGGGUUACAAGGGAGAUGAUUUAUGUUUCAGCUAUGAAGUUUGAUGGUUUGUUGGUCAGUUUAUUGAGGCAAAUUGUUGGUGGGGAUUUUAGUGAUGAGAAUUUGUUGUUGUGCUUUGAGUUGGUGAACCUCUUGCUUGCCAAGUGGGAUACUUUGUUAGAAGAAGAGCCUUUUGUUUUAACAAGUGCAUUGUAUACUUUUCUUCGUUUAUUAGCUGAUCAUUGUAGGUUAAUGAAUAAUGCAAAAUUGGAGGCUUUAAGGCAAUUAGAGAUAGAAUUCUGUGUUAAAAUGUUGAGGGAGCAGUUUCAUUUGUGUUUGAAGAUAGGCAGGGAUCUUAUUCGGCUAUUACAAGACUUAGUUCAUGUCCCUGAGUUCAAAGCUAUUUGGAAAGACCUGGCAUUGAACCCAGGUGAGUUUACAACUCUAGGAUUUUCAGAUAUUUCACAAGUUUAUGGGUCAAGAACUUCAAGCCGGUACUUCUUGCUCCGAAUCACUCCAGAAAUGGAAACCCAAUUAAGAUUUUUACUUAGACAUGUGAAGUUUGGGAGCCAGAAGCGGUAUCAAGAAUGGUUUUUUAGGAAGUUCCUUGUAGGGUCUGAGAGAGAAACUCUUUUAAUUGACAUUGUUCGGUUUAUAUGUUGUGCGCACCACCCAUCUAAUGAAAUUCUUCAGUCUGAUAUUAUUCCAAGAUGGGCUGUUAUAGGUUGGCUCUUGAAAUUGUGUAGCAAGAAUUACAUUGAAGCUAAUGUUAAACUGGCUCUUUUUUAUGAUUGGUUGUUCUUUGAUGAAAGAGUAGAUAAUAUCAUGAACAUAGAACCUGCUUUGUUAUUGAUGGUUUGCUCAAUACCCAAUUACAUUGACAUGACUCACAGUCUACUUGAAUUUCUGUUACUUCUUGUGGACAAUUAUGACGUUGAUCAUAACGAAAUCAUAGUUAAGGGUGUAUCAUCAGCAUUCAGUAUUCUGGUUCGUAAAGGAGUUGUUCCUUCGCUGGAGAUUCUAACCUCAUGUAAUGCACUUUCUCCUUUUCUAAGAGAAAGACUAGAGAAGUUUUUGUCAUACUCUAAAAUGAGAAUUCUUAAGGAUUCACAGCCAAUCCAUUGUCCUAAACUUCCUAGUCACUCUGUGCCACCUUUAAGUUUGCAGGACGGAUCUUGCCAGGGAACCUCAAUCCCAUCACUAGCAAGGCAUAAUUCUAAACAUAGUAUGGAAACUGCAAACGUUCUUGCUUCAGAUUUCUCACUUGCCUCUUGUAGUUCUGCUGUCACUGGUGAAAAUCAUGUUGAUGCUAUUGAGAAAUUUGUUCAAUCUCUUGGGGAAACUAUCAAACAGUCAAAAAAAUUGGGUUUUCAGACUCUAGAAGCAAUAAUGUUGGCAUUUGCAGAUGUUGAUAAAGUAAGGCCAGGAACUGGUUUAAUUUGUCCUAAAGUAUUAUCUUCUAAGAUAAAAGAGGACUAUGAAAUGACUGGCUACAAACUUUUUGCUCCUCUUGCAAUUUGUACAGAUUGUCCGGAAAGUGAUGAUGAAGUUGAUUCUCCCACAGCCUUACUUAUUCGUACCUUUAUUUUUAAUCCACAAGAGAGGAUGCAAGAGAUGCUUUUAUUCUGGGCUCGUGAUGGAUUUCCUGUAGGGGCCAGACUGUUGUCUUAUGUGGCAAGGCUAGCUUAUGAGGCAAAGAGAGCAGGUUAUAUUGAAAAUGAGAUGGUCGACUGUAAUUUUGCUAAAGCCAGUAAUUUUUGCAUGCCAUUGUUGAUCUUUCAUGUUGAUGGAUAUUUCUCCUUUCAAAGUGCAAGAAAAGAGGGUUUAGCUGGAGCCAUUACUUCAACUUCUGAUUUCGAUAAAAUAUCUGUUGAUAAGUUGGUAGAAUGUGCUUUCUUGGCAUACAAACAUUUCCUCACAAAUUCAGCAACUCUAUUACAUAGAGAAUCUAGUUAUUCUCUUUCAAAGCUCCUGUUUGCUGACAUAAUGCUUUGCUGUGAAUGGGUAAAGAAAAGAAUCAAAUUUUUAUUUUUUAGCAUCUUCUCCUAUCUUCCUGAUUUAUCCAUUGGUGAGGAAGGGAUCAUCAAAUUACUUGUGCAUCAAUUGGGUCAUGCUGAUCUUCUUGAAAUACAAUUUGAUAUUUGCUCAAAGAAAUUGUCUGUCUUUGGGGAGAAUACUGAUGUCUUUCUGAACCUAAUUAAACGGUCUCUAAACUGGGAUUGUCUUCAACAGCAUAAAUUAUGGAUGAUAAUUAGGUCAGAGGUUGCAAUUUCUGAUGUUGAGGUGGAGAAAAUUAUCUUGGAAUUUUUCUACUGUGGUGAAGUAGAUGAAAAUCUUACUGCCAUAGCAGUUGGAGGCCUUCUAAUGCUCUGCAAUUGUCGUGCACCCACACCUGAACUUGUUGGGGCAAUUAUUUUGUUACCUAAUAAUAAUAUAUCCCAAGACUUUGCUCUUGCAGCUCUCAGCUUGUGGGUUGUGUCUGGUGCCUCAAUGCUAUUUGACAGCUUUGAAAAAUUCUUGGAGAAACUUGAAAAUGAUAAUCAGGAUCUUAUUUUUUCCGGCUCAUCUGGAAUUAUGAUAAACCACUCUGCCAUGUUGUGGUUGUUGAUUAUUUUAAUUCGAAGGGCAUGGAUGUCUCUGAUGCGCUGAGUAGGUUUUCUGUAAAUAUUCCUGGAAAAAAAUCAUCGCAGCCAUCUUGAUGAAAAUAGAAUAUAUUCAUUCUGAAGCCUCCAUUGUCAUGUGUUGAAAGGCUGAAAGGUUGCUUAUAGGAACAGCUUGGAAUAUCAUGUCUCCAUCUCAUUUUGCUCUGGUUCUGGUUCAUAGCAAAACAACGUGCCAAGAACCAGAGUCAAAUGAUCAAACCACCAUUUACUCUCUAAUGGGACUAUCACUGCCAGAACAUUGUUCAGGCCAAAGAGGUCAGAGACUCAGAGAAAACAAGGACAUAUUGAAACAACAACUAGAAAUUGGAUUAAAGAAGAAGGUGAAUCUUGUAAUUGUAAUGAGUGGGUAGAGGAAGAUGUCCCUGGUGUAUAUAUGAUGCUUAUUUGCGUGCUUGGAGGUGCUAAGGAUCCUGAGCAAGUCCACUUCAAGUUUGUUGUCUUCAACCUGAUAAGUUCGUUUGCUGUUCCACUUAUGAGACUCUCCUGUCAAAAUCACUAUAUCUUUUGGUGAUAUGUUUACAUGGCUUUUCAUGAGUUAGUCCUGGCGAAAGCAGGGAAUGCUUAAUGGAAAGAGUUUGGGGUCUUUAGAAGACUCAGGUUGAAGAUUACUGGUGCUUUUGCCAAAAGAAAAAGGCUGGAUUACAGAAGACAGCUGGCUGCAUUUGUCAAGAAACAAAGAGAUCAUUUAUUGGUUGGUUAAUCAGUGUGGAAUCUAGGAACAUAUGUAGGUAUAGUAUAUGAUGGUAUAAAAUAGAGAAUAGUUGGAGACUUAUUGUAGGUUAAAAAAGAGAAGCAUAGAGGCUAUCUUUAUUGCUUAAGGAAUACUUUGACUAUAGUGCUCACUUUGAAGAGCAAGAAAGUGAAGAAGAAUAGAGAUAAACUGUAUUCAAGUUGUUAGCACUUCAAGAGCGUUUGUAGCUACCAGGAACCCUUUCUACUUUAUUGAAAAUACUGUGUCGUUCUGAAGAUCAUAGUUGUCACUUCCUCAUGGUAUUUGAAUACCAUUUUUUCCUUGAUGAGUAAAGUAUGUUGGAUACCC
Messenger RNA from Carica papaya (papaya), 4399 nucleotides. Its product is annotated as embryo defective 2739. Gene Ontology annotation, cellular component: cytoplasm. The record is from RefSeq and is a predicted model, not a curated record. Lineage: Eukaryota; Viridiplantae; Streptophyta; Magnoliopsida; Brassicales; Caricaceae.